Messenger RNA from Sorex fumeus (smoky shrew), 1288 nucleotides. It is a transcript of the gene ECHS1, whose product is annotated as enoyl-CoA hydratase, short chain 1. The transcript is spliced from 8 exons. Gene Ontology annotation, biological process: fatty acid beta-oxidation. Gene Ontology annotation, cellular component: mitochondrion. The record is from RefSeq and is a predicted model, not a curated record. Lineage: Eukaryota; Metazoa; Chordata; Mammalia; Eulipotyphla; Soricidae. The coding region runs from base 42 to 911 and encodes 289 amino acids. Gene Ontology annotation, molecular function: enoyl-CoA hydratase activity.
GCUCCGCGGGGCGGGCCGGGGCGGGGCGAGUCGGUCCAGCCAUGGCCGCGCUGCGCGUCCUUCUGCCCCGCGUCCGCGCGCCCCUGCGCCCCCCGCCCGCCCGCCCGCGGCGCGCCUUCGCCUCGGGCGCGGGCUUCGAGUACAUCGUCGUGGAGAAGAAGGGGAAGGUGGGCAGCGUGGGGCUGAUUCGCCUGAACCGGCCCAAGGCACUCAACGCGCUCUGCGGGGGGCUGGUCACCGAGCUCAACCAGGCGCUGGAGGCCUUCGAGCAGGACCCGGCCGUGGGUGCCAUCGUGCUCACUGGCGGGGACAAAGCCUUUGCAGCUGGAGCUGACAUCAAGGAAAUGCAGAACCAAACGUUCCAGAACUGCUAUUCCAGCCAGUUCCUGAGCCACUGGGACCAGGUGGCCCGUGUCAGGAAGCCGGUCAUCGCCGCUGUCAACGGCUACGCUCUUGGUGGGGGCUGUGAACUUGCCAUGAUGUGCGACAUCAUCUAUGCUGGAGAGAAAGCCCAGUUUGCACAGCCGGAGAUCUUGCUAGGAACCAUUCCAGGUGCAGGGGGCACUCAGAGACUGACCCGCGCCGUUGGGAAGUCACUGGCCAUGGAGAUGGUCCUCACUGGCGACCGGAUCUCAGCCCAGGAUGCCAAGCAAGCAGGUCUUGUGAGCAAGAUCUUUCCUGUUGAGACACUAGUUGAAGAAGCCAUCAAGUGUGCAGAGAAAAUCGCCAGCAACUCGAAGAUCAUUACUGCAAUGGCCAAAGAGUCCGUGAACGCAGCUUUUGAGAUGACGCUUACCGAAGGAAAUAAGCUGGAGAAGAAGCUCUUCUACUCAACUUUCGCCACCGCUGACCGGAAAGAAGGGAUGACAGCGUUUGUGGAGAAGAGGAAGGCCGACUUCAAAGACCAGUAGGAACUGGCUGCAUCUGCCAUACAGCCUCGACUUCAACAGGAAACUAGUCUGCCGGCCUCAGAAGCAAAGUCUGUCCCUCCGAAAGAUGCUCCUUGGGGCCAGCAUGUCCCUGUUGUUCCGCAGCCCAGACCUUGCGCAGUUCUGCUCACAGUGAGGGCUGCUGCCAAUGAGUUGUGCUAUGGGGAGGGUUUCACUUGGUGCUGGCGCAGGUGGUCUGUCUGCACCUCAGAUGGUGACCUGGUGGGAACUGGUGGGCAGGUGACACAGAGGGAAGAGUGGCGGCAUGUGGGCAGCUCCCUGCGCGCUGUUGACUAAAAUGGGCCUGAAAAUCACGCCGUGCCUUCUUUCACCAUUACCGAAUAAAUCCUGUCCCACUU